AUUAGUCUGUUCAGGUGUGCAAGAAAAACUAAACGAGUAGGACCGGAGGACACAGCUUAGACCUUUUUUCACCCACACAUUACUUUGAUUAUUUUAAGCAGGUAAAUACCUUUAGACCACGGAUCUUAAAGAAGAGCAGUGAUCGUGAAAUGGACUCACCACAUGAUGACAAGGAUGUUCAAGAUUUAAGUAAACGGCUCAAGGAUGCAACUUCUAAACUUCAAAGAGUGAAGUCUGAAAGGGAAGAAGUAAACAUGGAGGUUCAUCAGCGGCGUGAAGAUAUGGACCGCAGGAUGCUGCUGUUGCUGCAUGUGGAUAAUCGAGUGUGUGAUGCACUGAUUGAGCUGGAAGCUGCAAAGCAGAAAAAACAGACAUUGGUCCAACUGAUUGAGUCACUGAGCACACACACUUGGGAGACGAAGCUAAGCAGCGUCUCUGUGAGUGUGAUGCAGGAAAAGGUGGAGGUACUGGAAGAGGAGGAGAACAAGCUGAAACUGCAAUGUGAACAAGUAAAGAAAGCACUGGAUGAUGUUCAGGAGUCCACAGAGCAAGUAGCACUGGAGGAAAGUCAAACUAAAGAAAAUGCAACUGUUGCCAAACCAGUCAGAAAAAGAGGAACUCUGACAUAAAAGAUGCUCUUUUAUCCCAAUAUACAUUUAGAGUGAUGUGAAUGUGUACUAUAUAUUGUUUUUCCUUGUUAAAUAAAUUGUAAGUAAAACAGA
This is a messenger RNA of Ictalurus punctatus (channel catfish), 722 nucleotides long. RefSeq lists its product as uncharacterized. The record is from RefSeq and is a predicted model, not a curated record. NCBI's taxonomy places the organism in Eukaryota, Metazoa, Chordata, Actinopteri, Siluriformes, Ictaluridae. The transcript has 5 exons. The coding region runs from base 150 to 629 and encodes 159 amino acids.